GAGGGAAUCAAGAGGGAGGGAGGGGCAAAAGAUCAGUGAAAUGAUGAGUUUGGGUGACUGGAGGAUGAUGGUACAAUUGACAAUGAAUAGGAAACUUGGAGGGAAGGGCAGAAAAGGUCUGACACUGGGGUGAGGUGUAAAGUUUUUUGUUUUUGUUUUUCAUUCCAUAUAUAAACCCAUUUAUAUUCCACAUAUAAAACCUAAAGUGCCCCCAGAGGUGGGUAUACUCCCAUUGAGGUCACAAUGUCUAUUCUGAGUUCAUGCCGUUCUAUUCUUUUUAGGUGUUUCUAAAUAGCAUUUUAGUUUCAGCCCUUAAGAUAAAAAAAAGUUUUCAGGGGUCACUGUGCAUCCCCGGGAUUUCCAAAGCAGCCAACUCUUCAGGCUUGCACCUUAUAACACCACCUGGGGAUGUUCCUAAUCCUUCAAUUAGAUUGUUUUUGGAAGAAAACUGUAGUUAUGGUGCUCCCCUUCCGUGUUCCUCUCCUUUUGCUAUGUGAGUGACAACUGGGCUGCAUUUAAUUUGGUUAAGUUAUGCCCAGGUCCUUGAAGGAGAAAACAUAUCAUUCUAGUAAUUUUAUUAGACUCAUGUUUCAGACAAAUGGAAAUAAAAUCGCCUUUUAAAAAUGAAGGACACAUAUAAAUGAAUAAAACAGUAAUAAUAACACAAGCCACCCGUGAUUCCUGAUCAACGGUGUAAGGCAUUUUAUGAUAUGUUGAAGGGAAAGGAGACAUCCAGGGGAAAGGGGAGAAGAAGCAAAAAAGAAAAAAAAAAAAAAAAAAAAAAAAAAAAACACAACCCUAACCCUCAGCUUUCUUUUCUGCCUUUCUCUUUCAAAGGAAUUUAAUUUGCCUGUUAUAAAGUGAAGCAUGAAAAGCUACUGGUAAAAUUGGUACUUGUCCCACAUGGUGCUCAGAGCUUAAUAGUACAGGUGGACGCAAGCGGCUGGCUGCCAAAUACUUUUGGUUUAGAGGGAGGGGUGGGAGUGCAUUCUCAGAACCACUCCUGGAAUGGCUUAGCUUGCUUCACACAAAUCAAUGACAACCUCCUGUCGGCUGCAGGCACCCAUGAGCUACUUUUCCACUUUAAUUCCUAUAAAGCGACACUGGUGGCUUUUAUGAUAGGAACCGGGCUGGAGAGAGGAGACCGAAGGGACAGCAAGUUUUCUGAAAUCUGGACUCUGGAAUAAAAUUUGACCAGAGUCCCAUUGCUGGAAAAGCAUAUUUAUCCAGGAGGGUUUCAAAUUCUCUCCUGCUAGCCUUUACCCCACCCAUUGAAAAGGGCUCCGGAUGAGAACAUGGCCAAUGGCAUUGAUGAACUGAUCGGCAUUCCCUUCCCCAACCACAGCAGUGAAGUCCUGUGCAGCCUGAACGAACAGCGCCAUGACGGCUUACUCUGUGACGUCCUGCUGGUGGUCCAGGAGCAGGAGUACCGGACCCACCGGUCAGUCCUGGCUGCCUGCAGCAAGUACUUCAAGAAGCUCUUCACAGCAGGCACUUUGGCUGACCAGCCUUACGUCUAUGAGAUUGAUUUCGUUCAGCCAGAGGCUCUGGCUGCCAUCCUGGAGUUUGCCUACACAUCUACCCUCACCAUCACAGCCUCUAAUGUCAAACACAUCUUGAAUGCCGCCAAAUUGCUAGAGAUCCAGUGCAUUGUUAACGUGUGCCUGGAGAUCAUGGAGCCUGGAGGGGAUGGGGAAGAGGAGGACGACAAGGAGGACGAUGAUGACGAGGAUGAGGAAGAUGAGGAGGAUGAGGAGGAGGAAGAAGAUGAAGAGGAUGAGGAUGAGGAUGAUGAGGCAGAGGAUUUUGCUGAUCAGGAAAAUCUGCCUGAUGCCCAGGAUAUCAGCUGCCACCAAAGCCCUUCUAGGACAGACCACCUCACGGAGAAGGCCUAUGCAGACACCCCCAGGGAUUUUUCCAACCCUUUCCAGGCUAAUGGCAGCCCUGGUCAUCUGGGAGUCAUCCGCGAUUUUUCCAUCGAGUCUUUACUGAGAGAAAACCUCUACCCCAAAGCCAACAUCCCUGACAGAAGGCCUGCCUUAUCGCCCUUUUCCCCAGGCUUCUUUCCGCACCUCUGGCCUGGAGAUUUUGGUGCCUUUGCUCAGCUGCCUGAACAGCCCAUGGACAAUGGACCUCUGGACCUGGUCAUCAAAAAACGGAAGAUCAAGGAAGAAGAGAAGGAGGAGCUGCCCCCACCACCACCAGCCCCCUUCCCUGGGGACUUCUUUAAGGAUGUGUUUGCUGAACUCCCUGGGGGACCCCUGGGACCCAUAAAGGCUGAGACCGACUAUGGCGCCUAUCUCAACUUCCUGAGUGCCACCCACCUAGGUAGCAUCUUUCCCCCAUGGCCCCUGGCGGAGGAACGGAAGCUAAAGCCCAAGGCAUCCCAGCAAUGCCCCAUCUGCCAUAAGAUCAUCAUGGGGGCAGGGAAGCUGCCACGGCACAUGAGGACACACACGGGGGAGAAGCCGUACAUGUGUAACAUCUGCGAGGUUCGAUUCACCAGGCAGGACAAGCUGAAAAUUCAUAUGAGGAAGCACACAGGUGAGCGGCCUUACCUGUGCAUCCACUGCAAUGCCAAGUUUGUGCACAACUAUGACCUCAAAAACCAUAUGCGCAUUCACACAGGUGUCCGGCCCUACCAGUGUGAGUUCUGCUACAAGAGCUUCACCCGCUCAGACCACCUCCACCGCCACAUCAAGCGCCAGAGCUGCCGAAUAUCGCGGCCCCGCCGCGGCCGCAAGCCUGCCGCCUGGAGGGCUGCCAGCCUUCUCUUUGGCCCCACUCCCCCAACAGAGGAGAAGGCCUUCAUGGUGCCGCCGACCCUGGGGGAGAUCGGGGGCCAUCUUGGCGGGGGAGCCAUGUGCCUGCCAGGCCCCAGCCCUCCAAAGCACUAUCUGGGGGCCCCGAAGGGGACCCUCAGCCUGCAGGAGCUGGAGCGACAGUUUGAAGAGACACAGAUGAAGCUGUUUGGGAGGGCACAGCUGGAGGCAGAGAGGAAUGCCGGGGGCCUCUUUGCCUUCGCCUUGGCAGAGAACAUGGCCGCCCGACCCUACUUCCCCCUCCCAGACCCGUGGAGUGCCGGGCUGGCCGGACUCACCGGCCUGGCAGGACUCAAUCACAUGGCCUCUAUGUCCGAAGCAAACAAUUAGCCCUAACUUUUUUCAUGCCCAUCUCUCCUCUGCUCCUUUUCCAUACCGAGACACCUAAUCUCCCUCUUCCUCCCCUUUUCCCUUGCCCCAAGACGGGUUUUGUAAGUUCUCUACAUUUUAUUUUAAAAAAAAGAGAAAAAAGAAAAAAAAAAGAGAAAAGAAAGUAGCAAAGCCACACAACCCAGGCCUCCUUGGGCAGCAGCCACCAAUUUUCUCACUCCAAAGAAGAGAAAUCACCUUCUAAGGGAAAUAGCUAUUCACGACUGGACACAAAACCUAAGCAGACCUGGGUCUUAGCCUCUUUCGUCUGUCUCCCCCACACAGAAGCCAGGGAGGAAAUAUUUCUUAGUUGUAGCAGUAACUAGAUGGAGGCCAAUUUGUCCCGAAAGGCAAGAAGGUGGGUGGGGGAGGGGGUUGCACCCAUGGCCUGCAGAAGCUGGGGGACCUUGCUGGCUAGACCCCUUUAGUUCUUUGAUGCUCUCUCCCUCAGGCAGAAGCCGCCAGGUUAGUACCAAUGCAGAUUCCACAAUUCCAAAUGGGCUUCUAAGAGCUUCCCUUAGCCUAUCUGAAGGUAAAUGAACCUUUCUAUUUUGGAAGGAUAACGGUGUUAUCCAAAGGAAAAGAACUCUGGAGAGAAAGGAGAAUUCCUGCUGGAUUCUGCUGCUCUACUGACUGGCUACAUGACUUUGUGCAGGUUACUUCCCCUGUCUGUACCUCAGUUUCUCCCAUCUCCAUAAGGGCCCUCCCAUACGUGUCUCUCAAAGGAAGUUGAGAGGAUUAUUUAGAGGCUCUGUGGGAGGUGCUCUGAACUCCUAGGAGAAAGGCCAGAAGAAACUUGGGCUUAUUGUUUUUUGUGUUCCUUGAUAAAUUCCCAAUUGGUGGGAAUGGAAUGAGGUUCAUGCAAGAAGGGAACCACACCGCUCCCCUUCUGAUGCCUCAGACCUGAGAGUGACUUUUAAGGGCUCAGAAGACUUUUCUUUUUGUCAUUAGUAGAAACUUUCUUUUCAAAGGAAGCAUCUAUGAAAAAAAUCCAGUACACCAUUUCUCCUUAGUGAUUUUUCCAAGGCCUGGGACCUAUUUCUUCUGUUCACAGAUCAAGUUCACCACCCCAACAGGUCUUGGGGAGCACCAGUACUCACCUAGAAGGUGGUCGGCUGGAUAAAUGUUUAUUUUAAAACCCAGUAUGCCUCUCUUCUACUGCUCUCCCUCUUCCCUACAAGCUUCCUGGAAACUGUGUUCACGUGACUCCUGAUGAUCCAGGGGUUGAUUUUUUUUUUAAUCAUUUUGUUGUCCAGGGGUUUGGAGUUUCUUUUUCCUUCCUUCCUGGCUACCUAACGUGUUUAUUUCUGUUCCUUUGAGCACCUCUGCAAAAGGCUGAAUGGAGAAAAUCAAGAAACUGAAAGCCCAAAUCCCUGUGUCUUGCUCCUUGUAGGAAGCUACAGUAUCAA
Antechinus flavipes (yellow-footed antechinus) is the source of this 4600-nucleotide messenger RNA. It is a transcript of the gene ZBTB7C, whose product is annotated as zinc finger and BTB domain containing 7C. Bases 1296 to 3152 code for a protein of 618 amino acids. The record is from RefSeq and is a predicted model, not a curated record. Gene Ontology annotation, molecular function: protein binding; DNA-binding transcription factor activity, RNA polymerase II-specific; RNA polymerase II cis-regulatory region sequence-specific DNA binding. Gene Ontology annotation, biological process: regulation of transcription by RNA polymerase II. NCBI's taxonomy places the organism in Eukaryota, Metazoa, Chordata, Mammalia, Dasyuromorphia, Dasyuridae. The transcript is spliced from 5 exons.